AUGGAUAAGAAAUACAAUAUAGCCAUGGUAUGUGACUACUUCUACCCACAGCCUGGUGGUGUGGAAUUUCACGUUUAUCAUCUAUCCCAAAAACUUAUAGAUUUGGGCCAUUCGGUUUGCAUUAUAACUCAUGACUACGGGUCUCGAACUGGCAUACGCAUGUUAACCAAUGGUCUACGUGUCUACUAUUUACCGUUCUUGCAAGUGUAUCGAAGCACUACAUUUCCAACUGUCUUUCUGGCUCUUCCGGCACUACGAAACAUCUUUGUGAGGGAGGAAAUCGAUAUUGUUCAUGGACAUGGAUCAUUCUCCACGCUAGGCUGUGAGGCUAUUUUCCAUGGUCGUACCAUGGGAUUGAGGACUGUAUUCACAGAUCAUUCCUUGUUUGGUUUUGCUGACUUCAAUUCCGUCGUCGGCAACAAGGUUCUCAAGUUUACACUUAGUGAUACCAGCCAUGUCAUAUGCGUGUCUCAUACUUGCAAAGAGAACACGACACUUCGAGCUUCCCUCGACCCGGUGGACGUUUCUGUCAUUCCAAAUGCGGUCAUCUCAGCUGAUUUUGCACCCGAUUACACUCGAGUUAGAGAUAAAUCACGAAUCACGAUUGUAGUGAUCUCGAGACUUUUUCCAAAUAAGGGUGCAGACCUCCUCACAGCAAUUGUGCCACGAAUCUGUGCAGCAAAGCCAAAUGUCGAUUUUCUCAUCGCGGGCGAUGGGCCAAAGUUCCUAGACUUGGAGCAAAUGCGAGAGAAGUACUUUCUUCAGGAAAGAGUGUCUCUCAUUGGCGCUGUGAAGCAUGAACAGGUCAGAGAUGUCAUGGUCAAAGGUGACAUAUAUCUACAUCCAUCUUUGACUGAAGCUUUUGGAACAGUUAUAGUUGAGGCUGCAUCCUGUGGCUUAUACGUGGUAACUACAAAAGUGGGCGGCAUCCCCGAGGUUCUUCCGCACCAUAUGACGAGUUUUGCAGACCCGGAAGAGGAUUCUCUAGUUGCAGCUCUGAUAAAGGCCAUUGACUUGGUGCUGCUGGGAGCAAUUGACACAUCACAGUUCCACGACGAGGUGGCAAAGAUGUACAGUUGGGUCAACAUCGCUAAGCGUACCCAAAACGUCUAUCAUUCACUAGAAGAUAAGCCAUUGAAUCAGCCGUUGCUUGAAAGACUAAAAAAAUACUACUUCUGUGGUGCAAUCGCUGGAAAGCUCUAUGUUUUGUGUGCUAUUGUCGACAUUUUUAUUCUAAUUGUCAUGGAGUACUUCUACCCAGCCGAGCACAUAGAUCGAGCGACAAAAUGGCCCAAGCAAAAACGUCCGAAGAAUUUGGAGCCAAAUGACGAUUGCUCAGUAUUGUUUUAA
Candidozyma pseudohaemuli is the source of this 1350-nucleotide messenger RNA. It is a transcript of the gene SPT14, whose product is annotated as phosphatidylinositol N-acetylglucosaminyltransferase. Gene Ontology annotation, molecular function: phosphatidylinositol N-acetylglucosaminyltransferase activity. NCBI's taxonomy places the organism in Eukaryota, Fungi, Ascomycota, Pichiomycetes, Serinales, Metschnikowiaceae. Gene Ontology annotation, biological process: GPI anchor biosynthetic process. The record is from RefSeq and is a predicted model, not a curated record. Gene Ontology annotation, cellular component: glycosylphosphatidylinositol-N-acetylglucosaminyltransferase (GPI-GnT) complex. The transcript has a single exon. Bases 1 to 1350 code for a protein of 449 amino acids.